AAGCACCAGUAAUCCAACGAAGCCAGGGCUCGGUUCGUUUACAACUUUCCUCAGCGCACGCGCCGCCGCUCCCCGGCUGCUUCCGUCUCCCGCGCACACCGCUGCUCUCGCCCUUGCCUGGCGCCUUCCCGGCUGCAGGCUCUCCCGGUCGCCGCCCCGCCUCCCUCCUCCCCCGUAGCUCGCCAGUUUUUCACCGGGGUUCACUUCAAUCUUGGCUCCGCCACUGCCAACAGCUCGCUCCCAUGGCGCCGGCGGCGCCGGCGGCGCCCGUGGCGAGUCAAGCACAGGCAGUUCUGCGCGGCCGGCUCUGCGACCCGGCCUUCGUCCACUCCCGUCUCAGAUCCUCGCCCGACACCAACUACAGUAAGCUGAAGUACCUCGUGUCCAGCUCCGUCUCCGAGGCCUGCAACAACUCCGUCCUCCUCCUUGGACCCCGCGGCUGCGGUAAAGGAGCGGUGCUCGACAUGGUUCUGGAGGACCUGAAGGAGGAACAUCCUGAUGCCAUAUCUGUGAUCAGGCUGAAUGGCAUGUUACAUAGUGAUGACAACUGCGCUACAAAGGAAAUUGCCAGGCAGCUGUGUCUGGAGCAUGAGUUGUCAUUUUCCAAAAUGGCUUCUUCAGAUGACAACACUGAAUUCAUGAUUGACAUGUUACGAGAGUGUGGACUAGCUCACAAGACAGUAAUUUUUGUCCUGGAAGAGUUUGAUCUCUUUGCUCAGGGGAAGCAGCGGUUACUCUAUAGCUUACUUGAUGCAAUGCAAUCUCUUACAUCACAAGCUGUUGUCAUUGGUAUGAGUUGCCGAUUGGAUGCAGAUCAAUUGCUAGAAAAAAGAGUUCGAUCUCGCUUCUCUCAUAGGAAGCUUCUUUUUGUUCCUUCUUCAUUGGAUGAUAUACAGAGGUUAAUGGAACAUCUGCUAAUGCUAGACAAAGGCUCGUGCUUACCUACAAACUACGUUACGGAGUACAAUUCAAUGCUUACUAGCAUUUUCAGCAAUAAGAAGUUUAAAGGAAUUCUUGACUCUCUCACGGAUACAGAUGCAACAACCAGCAACAUCCUGAGAUUUCUCUUCAGAGUGGUGUCAUAUAUGGAUAUGGAAUCUGGACUUCUGUCAAUGGAAUGCUUUACGAAUGCGCUUUCCUCCAUGCAGAGGCAACCCAAGAUGGACAGUUUGCAAGAUCUGUCGAUUUUGGAACUGUACAUACUUGUAUGCAUGAACAGACUAGAAGAUAAGGAGCAGAAGUCGUACAACUUCAACACUAUAAUAAAAGAAUACAAAUCCAUACAGGAUGCCUACAAAACUUCUGAUAAGUAUGCAACCACUGUUUGCUUCAGGGCUUUUGAACAUCUUUUGGACCGCGAGUUGAUCACCUUCGCGGACUCAAAAGGGAGAAAUGUGGCACUUGAAUAUCGGCCUGUCAAACUUCUGAUAUCUUCUCGCGAGCUCGCACAGUCGCUCAAGUUAAACACUACCUGCCCCGCUGUGCUGCAAAAGCUGCUUGACCGUGAAAGAUAUAUGUAGAAGUUCCUAUGUGUUUGCGUAAACUGUGACGCUGUUUCGGUGGUUCCUAAGUACGUAAUGGUUUAGAAAGCUGCACAAUUACAAACUUGAACGCGUAGACUGAUGCAACAAUGACUUGGCCAGUCGUUGGCAAGUAUGGUUCUCGAUUUUUGAGCAGCGAUCAUGUGAGGUAGUAGUGGGUGCUUGAUCAAUUGCUGCUGAUGGGAUGUGAACAUGUAAAAUUGCAGCAAACUUGGCCGUUAAGUGAGAUCGCGUCAUUGCUGAAAAAGAAAAGAUUUUGUUUUAUCUA
Triticum dicoccoides is the source of this 1809-nucleotide messenger RNA. RefSeq names its product origin of replication complex subunit 4. NCBI's taxonomy places the organism in Eukaryota, Viridiplantae, Streptophyta, Magnoliopsida, Poales, Poaceae. Gene Ontology annotation, cellular component: nucleus; nuclear origin of replication recognition complex. The record is from RefSeq and is a predicted model, not a curated record. Gene Ontology annotation, biological process: DNA replication initiation; DNA replication. The transcript is spliced from 17 exons. The coding region runs from base 243 to 1520 and encodes 425 amino acids. Gene Ontology annotation, molecular function: ATP binding; ATP hydrolysis activity; DNA replication origin binding.